AUGGCUGAAUAUGUAACUCCAAGUAAUCCAUUGGCAAAUUCUAUUUCUUUAAAUGGGGAAGAAAUUAAUCCGUCAGUACCAACAAUGGCAACAACAGAUACUGACAUUGCACCAACACACACAACAACUAUUACAAAUCAACCAGUCACUGAUGAAAAUGGUAGUAAUGAAACUAUUGUUACAAAAAAAAGGAAGAAGACUUCACCAAUUUGGGACGAUUUUGAUCAAGUUGAAAGUUCUGAAGGUACAAAAGCUAUUUGCAAGUAUUGCAAAUCAGUGUUUUCUUACGCUGGAAAAGGAGCAAGUACUUCACAUUUAUGGAGGCAUUCUAGUAGUUGCUUACAAAGGAGAUUGCAUGUUGCUGCACAAAAGAAGCAACCAUUGAUUCCAUUUCAACCUUCCAAUUCAAGUGUUAAUCCCUUUGUGACACCAGGUGCAAGAUAUUCUCAAGAGAAGAUGAGACAAAUAAUUGCUACAGCAAUUAUGAUUCAUGAGCAUCCUUUCAGCAUUGUUGAGGAUGAAGUUUGGAUGUGGGGCUUCCAAUAUGCCAAUUCUGAAUUUCAUAAAAUUUCUCGCAAAACUGCUCGAAGUGAUUGCUUGGCAAUAUAUGAGGCUGAAAAGAAACAACUGAAGGCUUUGUUACAAGGUGUUAGAAAGAUAAGUUUGACAACUAACAUGUGGAGAUCAAGUCAUCAAAUUAUUGAAUAUAUGGUUAUCACAGGUCAUUUUAUUGAUGCAGGAUGGAAUCUUCAAAAAAGGAUUUUGAGUUUUGUUCAGGUACCUGCUCCUAGACGUGGCAUUGAUGUUGCGGAUGCUAUUUUCAAGUGUUUGAAGACUUGGGGAAUUGAAAACAAAGUCUUCUCAGUAUCUGUUGACAAUGCUUCCUAUAAUGAUUCAUGUCUAAGGGCUCUUAAGGAUACUAUUUCAGAUAACAACUCAUUACCUGUUGGUGGUAGUUUGUUUCAUGUUAGGUGCUGUGCACACAUUCUGAAUUUGUUGGUACAAGAUGGGCUAGGUAAAAUUAAAGAUAUUAUUCAUAAAGUUCGUGAGAGUGUCAAGUAUGUCAAUUUUAAUGAUUCAAGAUUUAAAACAUUUGUUGAGAUUGCUGAAAACAAGCGUUUGAAGGAGAAAAAACUCAUCAUUGAUUGUCCCACAAGAUGGAAUUCUACUUACAACAUGUUAUCUGUGGCUUUGAAGUUUAAAUCUGUGUUUCCUGUGUAUAAGGAAAGAGAACCUCACUACAAUUACGAACCAUCAUCAGAGGAUUGGAGGAAAGUUGAGAAGAUUUGCAAACUUUUAAAAGUUUUUAAUCUUGCUACUCAUGUCAUUUCUGGUAGUGAGUAUCCUACUGCAAACUUGUACCUUCCUGAAGUUUGGAGAGUGAAACAAGUAAUUGAUGAUGCUAUUGAAGAUAGAGAUUCCUUCAUGAGAGAAACGGCAACCUCAAUGAAAGAAAAGUUUGACAAAUAUUGGGGAGAAUGCAAUAUGGUAAUGUCUCUUGCUUGUAUUUUAGAUCCUAGGUGCAAAUUACAUGUUAUUAAAUUCUGUUUUCCUUUAAUUUACAAACCUGAACAUGUGGCUGCUGAAAAUGUUGAAAAAGUGAAGAAUACAUUGCAAGAAAUGUAUGAUGAAUAUGCUGAAAAGUGUCAUGGUGAGACAAUAAUAAGUGGAGUUAACACUAAUAGUGGCUAA
Arachis ipaensis is the source of this 1692-nucleotide messenger RNA. The record is from RefSeq and is a predicted model, not a curated record. Lineage: Eukaryota; Viridiplantae; Streptophyta; Magnoliopsida; Fabales; Fabaceae.